This is a messenger RNA of Rhinocladiella mackenziei CBS 650.93, 1728 nucleotides long. RefSeq lists its product as uncharacterized. The record is from RefSeq and is a predicted model, not a curated record. Gene Ontology annotation, biological process: carbohydrate metabolic process. The transcript has 2 exons. Lineage: Eukaryota; Fungi; Ascomycota; Eurotiomycetes; Chaetothyriales; Herpotrichiellaceae. The coding region runs from base 1 to 1728 and encodes 575 amino acids.
AUGCAUCUUUCACCAUGGGCUCAUUUCUUCCGUCUUUCUCUGUGGCUACUGAUUGGCCUGGUGAAUGCAACUUUCAUCGAUGGCCGUGAUUCCUAUGUAUAUGACGAUCAGAUCGGAGACUCGCAAUUCUUUGAAGGGCUAUGCCCAGAUUACACGAAUUAUGCUCGUCACAAACAUAAACCCCUCAGCGAUGGCCCGUUACAACUCCCCUACCAAAGACCACACCCUCAAUGCCGCAAGUUCUCCUCAGCGGCAGUCGAAAAAGUCAUUGAAGAUCUAUACCCCCGAAUAAAGGAUCCCGACCUGGCACAUAUAUUCCGGAACGCCUUCCCCAAUACUCUUGACACCACCGUUCUGUGGCAUGUUGAUGGGGUCGAAACACACGCCCCAAAGUCCCGGCUAGUGCGCGAUCAAGACAGAUGGAAGGGCGCCCAAUCUUUCAUAGUGACGGGGGAUAUUAAUGCCGAGUGGUUAAGAGACUCAACGAAUCAAUUGGCCCAGUAUCAACUCCUCGCAAAAUCAGCCCCUGACAUCUCGAAUCUGCUCCUCGGCGCGAUCAACACACAAGCCGAAUUUGUCAUUUCGUCACCCUAUUGCAAUGCCUUCCAACCCCCCGACCCCUCUCGUCUCCCUCUUGUUCAUUCCGGUCAAGAUGACUAUGUUCACCCGGCAUAUGAGCCUCGAGUGGUUUUCGAAUGCAAAUAUGAACUCGACAGUCUGGCGGCUUUCCUCGCACUGACAAACCAGUACCACGCCUCGACCGGCUCCACGGCAUUCCUGACUCCUCGCUGGUUCAAAGCUCUCCAAGGGGUCAUCCACGUCCUCGAUGCUCAAGCAAAACCCACCUUCAACGCUGAUACAGGCUGGUAUGAACGGAACGAGUAUACAUUCAGCCGAUAUACACGGAUCGGCACAGAAACCCUCAAUCUCGAAGGCACCGGCAAUCCGUUAGCGGACCAUACAGGACUGGUUCGCUCGGCAUUUCGACCCUCUGACGACGCCACCAUCCUCGGUUUCCUCAUUCCCGCCAACGCCAUGAUGUCGGUGGAAUUGGCACGCACAUCACAACUUCUUCGAACGGCUUCCUCCGCCGCCCCAACGUCUACGGAAGCCACAUGGAUGCUCCGUGUUGCCGAUGAUCUUGAGUCUCGCGCCGAAACGAUCAAGGCCGGCAUCUACAAGCAUGCAGUCACCAAGCACCCGGAGUUUGGAGAAGUUUUCACCUACGAAGUCGACGGAUACGGCUCUCAUCUCCUCAUGGACGAUGCGAACGUUCCAUCGCUCCUGUCUCUCCCCCUUCUCGGCUUCCUCGAUGCCUCUGACCCCAUCUACCAAAACACACGACGCAUGAUCCUCAGCCAGCGCGGGAACCCAUAUUACCUCUCUGGCUCGAAAUUCUCGGGUAUUGGUGGCCCACACAUCGGCCUCCGCAACGCCUGGCCCAUGUCGGUCCUCGUGCAAGCCAUGACCAGCACCUCCGACGAAGAGAUCCUCGAAUGUCUCGACCGCGUCAAGAACGUCAGCGCCUUCGGCCUCAUCAACGAGAGUGUCGAUGUCCACCGCGGCGUCCGGGGGGGCGGCGACGGCAUGACCCGCAGCUGGUUCGCGUGGGCGAACAGCGUCUUCGCCCAGACGAUCCUGUGGCUCGUGGAGAAUAAGCCGGAAUUGGUCCUGAAAGAAGAAUAUGCGAAUGCGAAGUAUCGUGUGGGAGAGGGCUGGGUUGAUUGA